Lutzomyia longipalpis is the source of this 1296-nucleotide messenger RNA. RefSeq lists its product as uncharacterized. NCBI's taxonomy places the organism in Eukaryota, Metazoa, Arthropoda, Insecta, Diptera, Psychodidae. The record is from RefSeq and is a predicted model, not a curated record. The transcript is spliced from 5 exons. Bases 1 to 1296 code for a protein of 431 amino acids.
AUGUUAGAGGUGGAAGUUGAGAGUCCAAGAAGUGAUGAAGUUGAGGAGGAACCCAAAGGGAUCUAUAGGGAGAAGUUUAGGAAGCUCGUUAAUCGUGUUGUGAUGUUCAAUAUUUGGCAAAAUAUAGCAUCACAUGAUUUUCCAACAGCAAGAAAUCUCGAUGUGAAACUCCGACUCACGGGGCCGAGGACUUUUCUCAUCAAAAAGAAUCUGCGAGAGCAUUUAGCGGAUGUUAUCUACUACAAUUGCUACGGAAAAGGAAGGACAGUUAUCAAGGAAGGACAUGAAGCUACUGGGCUUUAUUUCCUCAUUACUGGAGAAAUUACCGUCUUCAAAAAGCUCUGGGACAAUGAAAAGCUCACACUCAGAAACCAACCAAUCCAGGCUAUAAGUUCGGGAGAAAUGUUUGGUGAAGUUGGACUCCUCUUUGACAUGGAACGAUUGGUCACGUGCGAAACGGCAACUACGUGUGAACUUUUCUUUGUGAGCCGUCAAGACUUCGAGGUGCAUCUCCGGGGGAUUUUGCAGGAGCAAUGGAAUCAGAAGAAGGAGAUCCUGGACCGUCCGAUUUUUCGGGAAUAUUUUCAGAACUUUUCCCAGAAGCAGCUCCGUGAAGCCUGUGUUCUGUCCAAGCUUCAUCGAUAUGAACGUGAUGAGAUUGUCUUCAGUGAAAAUAGUGGGCUUAAAAGCUUCGUCUAUCUUCUACUCUCUGGCCAAUGUGCUAUCAUUCAAUGCUUAAAAGUCGAUCACACGCGGAAGAAGCCCAAAUUAAUUCCCCUCGAAAUGAAUGAGAGAAGAAAAUCUGAAAAUAUCCUUGACAAACUCAAGGAACUUCAGCUGAAAAAAUCUUCUGGAGGUGAAGAGGAUCACAACCAUCAAUCUGAAGAUGAAGAGGAGGAUGCAACAGAAUCCAAUAAUAAUUCAAUAAAAGCAGCACGACAUGAAUAUUUCGUUUUUGUGGGAUCCUACAAGAAUGGUGCUAUUUUUGGGCUUGGUGAAGAAAUGACCCAUCGCAGUGUGGUAGCCAGGAAGUACACUGAAUGCCUCCUCCUGCCAAGGUACUGGUUGAUGCAGAAGGAACAAAAUAUCGGGAAUAUCUGGAGCAGAACGAAGAUUUAUCUCAACUUGACUCUUCCAUCGAGAGAAGCAACAUUUGAUGAAUUUCUCCGGAAAAGGCGCUGGAAGAGAUUCAAGGAGGACCGGAUGCGUGAGUAUGUUGGAAGGAAAAGUGAACAUCAAGUCACGGCUCGUCUUCGUGAUGUCCCCGUGCUGUGUCGCAUCGAGAAUGGCCUCUAA